This is a messenger RNA of Drosophila serrata, 1988 nucleotides long. RefSeq names its product RIO kinase 1 (gene RIOK1). NCBI's taxonomy places the organism in Eukaryota, Metazoa, Arthropoda, Insecta, Diptera, Drosophilidae. The record is from RefSeq and is a predicted model, not a curated record. Gene Ontology annotation, molecular function: ATP binding; protein serine/threonine kinase activity.
UUCGCAACACGUGUGGUUAAACCAAUUUUGUGAAAUUUCAGAACUUAGACCGAUUUGUGAAACUUUAUGCAUAUCUUAAAAAGCUCAUUGGCUAUAAAUACGUUUCUCAACUAAUACGGUUAAGUGAUUGUGCCGAAGAUGGACAAAGACGACACGCACAAGUACAGCGACGCCGAGGAGGACGCCGAAGACCUGCAGAAUUCCGAGUGGGUCAACGAUUUCAAAACCCUCACAGUGAAGCAUGAAAUCUUUAAAGACAUCAAGCUUACGCCAAAGGAAGCCAACGAUGACCUGGAAUUGGUAAUAGAACCCACCAAUGAAGAGGAUGAAGACGAGGAUGGGCCUGAGAAUGAAGAGGACUACGAUGAAGAUGAUUACGAAGUUGGCGACGACUACGACACCUACGAGGAGGCCUACACGGGGUUUAAUAAGCUCCACGUCCAGUCACAGCUGACACACGCUAGUGGAGGAGGCAGUUCCGGCGGUGGCGGUGGAGGAGGUUCUGGUGGCACACAACGCGUCAGCAGCUAUCAGCCCAAUGAGAAGGUACUGAGACGGUACUCCGCCCGCAUCAACGUGGAAAAAUACGAUCCCACCACCAAUAUGAGCGCGCAGGCGGCCAACCGGCUGGUUAACUUCGAUAGGCGAGAGCGGACGCAGGUUCGGGACAAACACGACCGAGCGACGGCCGAGCAGGUGAUGGAUCCCCGAACCCGAAUGAUUCUCUUCAAGCUGCUGAAUCGAGGCCUCAUACAGGAAAUCAACGGCUGCAUUUCCACCGGCAAAGAGGCAAACGUAUACCACGCAGUGUCCAAGGACGGAGGCGAUGAGUAUGCCAUCAAGAUCUACAAGACGUCCAUACUGGUGUUCAAGGACCGCGACAAGUAUGUAUCUGGCGAGUUCCGCUUCCGUCACGGUUACUGCAAGCACAAUCCUCGAAAAAUGGUGCGCACCUGGGCCGAGAAGGAGAUGCGCAACUAUCUGCGCAUGCGUAACGCUGGAGUUCCAGUUCCAGAGCCAAUCCUACUUCGUUCCCAUGUUCUGGUCAUGCGAUUCUGUGGCCGCGACGGCUGGCCCGCUCCCAAACUCAAGGACGUCGAGCUGAGCACGUCCAAGGCGCGUGAGCUUUACCGCGACUGCGUGGUCAUUAUGUGGCGUAUAUACAACCAGUGCCGCCUCGUCCAUGCCGAUCUCUCCGAGUUCAACAUCCUGCUGCAGGACGGACAGCUAGUGAUCAUCGAUGUCAGCCAGGCCGUGGAGCACGAUCAUCCGCAUUCGUUUGACUUUCUGCGCAAGGACUGCACCAACAUCUCGGAGUUCUUCCGCAAGCGGGCCGUGGCCACCAUGACUGUGAAGGAACUGUUCGACUUCAUCACCGACCAGACCAUCAACGAGAACAACAUGGAGGAGUGUCUGGAGCGCAUAGCGGAGCGUAUCAAGGACCGGGACUUUGACGCCAUAACCGCACAGGAGAAAAUCGACGAAGCCGUGUGGCAGAACACCUACAUUCCCAAGCGAUUGGACGAGGUUCGACACUUUGAGCGUGAUGUUGCCAAGGCCAAGGAGGGUGUCCAGCAAAAUCUCAUCUACGGAAAGAUUACGGGCCUGAAUGCGGAUCUGGAUGUGCAGCAGCAGCCUGACAUUUUGGAAUCCAAGUCUCAGAACCAACAAGAUGAACCUCAUACGGAAGGCAGCGAUGAAGACGCGGACUCACAGGAAAAUGAGGACGACGACGAUGAUGGCACUCGCUUUAAGAACUCCGCCCGACCACGCGAUGAGUCGCCGGAAAGCAAAAAAGCUCGUAAAAAAGCCGUAAAGGAAGCAAAGGCCGAGCAGCGCAAGGUCAAGGUGAAAAAGCAUGUAAAGAAGCGCAAAGAGAAAUUGGGCAGCAUGAAAAAGUAGAAGUUAAGUUCCUGCUCCUGCCUUCAAUUCUAACUAGCGUUAAUUACCUUUUACAAUUUUAAAAUUGUUCUAAGCUAAAAGUUAAU